AUGUCUCGCGCCCUUUCGCCCUUGGCGGCUGCACAUGCUCAGCGGCAUAGGCCAGCAGGCCGCCUCGAUGAAUCUGCCACAAGAAGAAUACCAGCCACAUCACCGCUCUCCAGGGCCCACCUUCAACAGGAAUCAGCUGCAGGAAGCAAGAGAGAAGUAUCCCCUCCAGGAGAGGCGUCAUCGUCCAUGUCGCCUAUGUCUCGUGCACACUGUGGGGCCAGACGUCCAUCCGAGUCGUUGCCCCGCAUGUCGCUCUCUCAUGAGGGUGAGAUGUCUCCGUUGUCCAAAUCACAUUCAAGCUCCGCCGUGCACGAGCGGGACGAGCGCGAGCAUGUCCGAGAAAGGAUGCUUUCUGGUGAGCCGUCACCAUUGUCAAUGGCACAUAGCAAAGAGGACCAUGUUCGGAAAUUCUUCCAUAAUGAAAGCAGUCCGUGA
Durusdinium trenchii is the source of this 435-nucleotide messenger RNA. NCBI's taxonomy places the organism in Eukaryota, Dinophyceae, Suessiales, Symbiodiniaceae. The record is from the annotation of a GenBank genome assembly.